AUGAAAUUCUUCAUCGUUAUUCCCACUCUUAUUGGGGCCGUCCAGUCUCUUCUGGUCCCUAAAACUAGGCUAGAUCCAUAUGCUCCCACGGGGAGAUCAGCCUUCCGCCGCAUUCUUAUUUCCACCUUCUUGCCCUUGAACGCGAGCCGGUUCCCCUGUUCUCCAGAAGUGGUUCCUUACUUGCCUCCAGAAACAACGCGUGUGUACACUCAGUUGGCGGUAGGCAUGGGACUGCCUGCCGCCUUCGUCAGUGCGUUUGAGGUUGACUACUGUAAGCUACCACCGGCUGCAGCUUGCAAGGAUUCCAAGAAAGGUGUGGCAUUUCCUGUCGCCAUCUUUUCGCCGGGCCAUUCAGCUUCGAGGCUUUUGUACACGGCACUUGCGCGCAGCCUAGCAAGUCGCGGCUACGUCGUCAUCACAAUCGAUCACCCACACGACGCGGAUAUUGUUGAAUUUCCCGACGGCACCGUCAUUCGCGGUCCCGACAACACGACAUCCGAGAGUGCCAUACUCCAAAACCUACAGGUUCGAAGCGGAGAUAUUUCCUUCGUCAUAAAUCAGCUGCACAACAGGACUAUGCUCAGUCACUUAAUAAAAGGGUUUCCUCACCAAGUCGACGUCUCUAGCAUCGCCGUCUUUGGCCAUUCCCUUGGAGGCGCCGCCGCCGCCGCCGCCAUGCUUACCGACAGCCGCAUAAAGGGUGGCUUGAAUUUUGAUGGUGAAAUACAUGGCCCAGUAGUCGCCGAUGGACUGGCCAGACCAUUCGCCUUGGUCAGCUCGGCGGCAAACAAGGGAUCACCAGCCCUCGAAAAUUGGAACCCAUUCUGGGACCAUCUCAAUGAUACCCGAGUCGAGCUAACCAUCUCCAACACUACCCAUGUUUCUUUUCUAGACAUACCCUUGCUCCUUACAAUUUUCCCUCUCCCAAGCGAGCUGAGGCCCAAGAUAGAAGCCGCAUUCGGAGCCGUUGACGGGAGACAGAUGGAGAAGAUCGUUGAUGGUAUCUUGACGGCCGUUUUUGACGUGCUAUUUCGGGGUUGGGUGGUGCCGUUGUGCGACUUAAAGCGCAAGUUUCAAGAAGUAUCCAUUGUGCGAAGUUCUUUGCCGCAGUCCUGCUCUGCGUGA
Messenger RNA from Akanthomyces muscarius, 1125 nucleotides. RefSeq lists its product as uncharacterized. Gene Ontology annotation, molecular function: 1-alkyl-2-acetylglycerophosphocholine esterase activity. The record is from RefSeq and is a predicted model, not a curated record. NCBI's taxonomy places the organism in Eukaryota, Fungi, Ascomycota, Sordariomycetes, Hypocreales, Cordycipitaceae. The transcript has 3 exons. Bases 1 to 1125 code for a protein of 374 amino acids.